AUGCAUGACAGAGAUGGAAAUUACAAACAAUCAUUUACAUUCACUGGUCAGUUUGCAAAGACAUUUGAACCAUGGGAUGUAGCAAUAUCAGAUGAUAAUGAAUACUUUAUGACAGAUGUAAAUAACAAACAAGUAGUUGUGAGUGAUGAAUACGGAAAGUUGAUUAGAAAGUUUGGAAGCUCUGAAAUUGAUUAUCCAUGUGGAAUUGCAAUUAAUCCUGUUACUAAGAAUGUGUAUGUGAGUGAGUUUAGUAAGCAUUGUAUUAGAAAGUAUACCCAGGGUGGUGUGUAUAUUAAGUCAUUUGGGAAAAGUGGAGAUAAGCAAGGACAGUUCAAGACACCUUACUUGUUAGCUAUUAACAGUAAAGGGAUGGUAUAUGUGCCAGAUAAUCGUAACAACCGUAUUCAGGUAUUCAAUUCUGAUGACCAGUUUAUGUUUGAAUUUUCUUCCACUGGUGACAGUAGAAUGAGUCGUCCCAGGGUAGUGGCUGUAGAUAAGAAUGAUUAUGUAUAUGUAAGCAGCGAUCAUAAAGUCACUAAGCAUGACAGCAAUGGUCAGUUUUUUUGCAGGAUUAAUAGUGACAAGGAUGGACUGCGUUGGCCCAAUGGUGUAGCAGUGUGUAAUGAUGGUAGAAUAGCUGUAGUGGAUCACAACAAUAAAUGCAUCAAAGUGUUUGUAGAGUGA
This is a messenger RNA of Saccoglossus kowalevskii, 684 nucleotides long. RefSeq names its product E3 ubiquitin-protein ligase TRIM71-like. Lineage: Eukaryota; Metazoa; Hemichordata; Enteropneusta; Harrimaniidae. The record is from RefSeq and is a predicted model, not a curated record.